AUGGGUUUCCACGAUACGACGCCGCUUUGGACCACCGCGGAAGGGACGCCGAGGCGCGAGGGUUCCAGAGUUCGAGACGCCGGCCCUUCCCGCGCCGCCGACGAUGAGAUCCGCGAGCGCGUCGCGCAUCUCCAGGCGCUCGCGUCGUCCGUCCGCACGCGCCUCGGACGGGGCCCGAGGAUGAAGGCGCACGCCGACGACGGCGCGUGGGCGGAGCGAACGACGGUGAUGACCACGCUGAUGGGCAGGGCGAGCGAGCUGGCGGGCGCGUUCGAGCGGCGGAGGGGUGUCGCGGCGAGCGGUGCGCACGGAUACGCCAACUGGGAUGACGGUUCGCUCGCGCAUGGCGAGCUCGUCUCGGACCUCGCGGGGCUCCUCGUGGCUCUCGGCGGCCCGAGACCGCAUCCAGUCGAGAGUCUCGCGUUGACGCGCGUCACCGGCGAGAGCUGCGGCGCCGGAGGCGGCACGUGGGGUCUGGUGUUCGCGGGACUCCUCGCCGGUCACGCGCAGCGAUUGCGAGUGGAGCACGACCUCGGCUUCGCGGAAUGCUGCGAGCACUACGAAGCCGCCGCCGCCGCCGCCGAAAAGUCCCUCGCGAAGGCUUCAACCGGCGUGCGCGACAUCACGCGUGACGACGUGGCGGACCGCGGCGCGAUCGCCGAGGCCAUCGAACGCGCGUCGGCGACGGUGAGGACGCGCGGUGACUUCGGCCCCGGGCGCAUCGCGGACUCAUCAGAGACUCUCGCACGUUUGGGAUGGCCCGGGUGCGCGGCGGCGAACGUAACGGACGUAACGGACGUAACGGACGCGAUCGACGUCGCGGCGCUCGUGCUCAGUUUCGACCGCGAGCGAUUCCCCGGGGACGUCGACGUCGCGCUCGCGGCGGCGGUGCUCCUCUUCGCUUCUCCUCGAAAAGGCGCCGAGUCGAACGGCGGGAACGGGGGCGGUGACUGGUCGGGCGGUGACUGGUCGGGUUUCGCCACCCGGGUCGUCGCGGGCGUCCCGGCGGAGCGCUCGAGGGUCGUUCCCGGUUUGUUCGUGCCCCUGGAACCCCGUCACGUCACCGGCGAAUGGAGCGGCGUCGGCGUCGGCGUCGCGGGGCUGCGCGAGGCGAUCGAGGCGAGGAACAAGGAAGGGGGCGCGACUGCGUGGAGAACCGUCCUGGUCGCCGGAGACGUGCCGGAUCCGAAACAUACCGGAUUUGACAUGGAGGGGUACGUCGACGACGUGUGCGCCGCGAUGGGUGCCGCGGGUGCCGUCGACGCGAUACUCUGCGCGGGGCGGUGCGACGACGCCGUCGCGCGGGCGCUCGCGCGUCGCCUGGGGGUCCGCGCGGUGAUCCAAAACCUCGGCGAAGGCGUCGGCGGUGAAAACCUCGGCGGGGUGGGUCCCACUCGGUGGCCGCGUUGUGACCCGCGCGCCGUCCGCGACCUGCGGGAGUGCACGAGCGGGAGCGCGGUGGAGAUGUGCCUGGACGCGUCCGCGCGUGGGGGGUGGGACCCGGACGAGCGGCGCUCGGCGCUUCGCGAAGGCUCGGUGACUUACCUCUCGGCGACGUAUCUAGAAACGCCGCGACUUGUCACGGCAGUCCUGUGCCAUCCGGUCCGUGAAGUGGCGGAGGCGCGAGUUUUGGAGGUCAGGCGACUCGUCCGUCGCGUCCGUCGGACGCUCGCGGACGGCGGACGCGUGGUUCCGGGCGGCGGCGUCGCGGAGCUCGUCGCGGCGGCGUCGCUGACGGCUGAGUUGGUCGACGAGCCGCGAAGCGUUUCGUCGGGCGGUGCUUCCGAGGAGCGCGUCGUUCGAAGGGCGCUCGCGUGGGAGGCGUUCGCGCAAUCGGCGCGCGAGCUGUGCCACAUCGCGUCGCAGAACCACGGGGUCCCGUACGACGAGGCGUCGACGCGGGCGGCGCGCGCGGAGGGGCUCUGCGCCGAAUGGAGGGAACUCGGCUCGAACGUCGACUCGAGACGUCGGUGGGCGGAGGCGUCGCGCGUUUUGGGGGACGAUUCGGGGCGGCUGAGGCUCGAGCCCGUGGACGCGACGGGGUUGGGCGUGGCGAUGGAUAUCACGCGACGCGUCCUCGUCCCGUCGCGUGACGAUGCGGCGCCCGGGUUUACCAUGUCGAUGCGGGUCGUGCGGUAG
Molecule: messenger RNA, 2139 nt
Organism: Micromonas commoda
Lineage: Eukaryota; Viridiplantae; Chlorophyta; Mamiellophyceae; Mamiellales; Mamiellaceae
Exons: 1
Coding region: 1-2139 (712 amino acids)
Source: RefSeq, a predicted model, not a curated record